Molecule: messenger RNA, 2516 nt
Organism: Sebastes umbrosus (honeycomb rockfish)
Lineage: Eukaryota; Metazoa; Chordata; Actinopteri; Perciformes; Sebastidae
Product: pyrokinin-1 receptor-like
Exons: 8
Coding region: 149-1354 (401 amino acids)
Biological process (GO): G protein-coupled receptor signaling pathway
Cellular component (GO): plasma membrane
Molecular function (GO): G protein-coupled receptor activity
Source: RefSeq, a predicted model, not a curated record
GAUGGAGGAAGCGAGAGAGAGGGUCAGUGAGAGUCACAGUGGGAAGGAGGGAGAUGACCACAGCUGUGUUUUUUUUUUGCUUGUGAAGGGAGCUGCUGGGCUUCACCCGCCAUUUUGACUCUAAAAGUUCUCAACCAGCUGCCUCACCAUGAACCUGUCGGAGCACAUUUCAUUCCUCUUCAGCUGUAAUGUCAGCCCGAGUGAGAAGCCACAGCUCGAGAUUAGUGUCACCAAAAGGGAGCCGCUGACAAUUGCCGUCCCCAUGACCAUGUUCUACAGCAUCAUCUUCUUGUUUGGAGUCUUAUUCAACAGUGUGAGCAUACUGACCCUCCUCAUGGACGCUCAUAUGAGAGUCAGUGCCAUUCGUUUCUACCUUAUCAGCCUGGUCAUAUCAGACAUGCUGCAGCUGUUGACCAUCCCGGUAACUUUGUACCGAUACUAUUGGGAGAGCUACCCGUGGCGUCUGGGCCGAACUGUAUGCAAAGUCUACUUCAUGGUGCGCCAAUUGUACUGUGCCACCACAAGCUGGGUUAUCAUGACCUUUACCACUGAGCGCUAUGCAGCCAUUUGCCACACCAUGUGGUCUGUCUCCAGCCUGAAGAAAUCUCGGCUGCCCUGCCUUCUUUCAGUAUGGAUCAUUUCUCUGGUCUCGACAGUGCCCUUUGCUCUGGUCUAUGACCAGGCUCGUGCCUGCAUCCUGGACUACACGGCCGCCACGCGAGAAGACGCCUUCCAUGUCUCCACCAUGUGUGAGAUGAUUGAGCCUGAUCCUGCACACAUCUACAAAGGAGCUUUACUCCUGAGAGCUGGGAUCUUCUUUCUGGUCCCACUGGUCUCCAUCUGUACUCUCUAUCUGCUCAUCCUGCUCCACCUGAGGCGGAACGGACGUCAGAGGAGAAACAUGGGUCUCACGCGGCCUGAUCCAGAAGGAAGACGAGACAUCCAGUGCCAUCAGAAUGGAAAGCUACUUUUAAAUGAAAAGAGAGCUCUAAAACUCAUGGGUGCAGUCGUGGUGGCCUUCUUUGUUUGCAACUUUCCGGACAUUGCCUCGUCACUGAUGCAGGUUUAUGUGGUAGUGUGGUCCGACACUGUCCUUUUCGUCUACACAAUCCUGAAAUCGUACUUGUCGCUUCCACUGUGGUAUAUCAACGGCGCUCUGGACCCGCUGCUGUUCUGUAUUUCCUCCCACACAUUUCGCAGGGCGUGCUGGAGAACUCUGGGUAGGCUCAGGCCUUACUGCUACUGGAAGUCUUGGCUGCGGCACGGAAGUUCUAGUGAAGAAGCAAGCACAACAGCCAGAGAGAGGAUCGAUGGCAAAAGCCAUAUGACCAAAAAGAGAAAUACAGUCACUUAAAAAGUCAGAUCAGAGGUAUGUGAAUAGCCAGAAAGCCCCUUUCAACAUGCACUGCAACAACAAGCACUCUGAAUUGUUGUCUCUUUCACGCUAUUAAAGACAAAAAUAUCACCUUGGAAUACAAAAGCUAAAUGUAUUUCUUUUCCUACCUCUGCUUUCUUUCUGUUCCUUUUAUUGCUGUAAGCGUAUCUCAAAGUAUUGUUGAGUUUUUUUUUUGUAAAACAUAUUUACUGUGUCUAAAGAAUGUCUGGAAUUUACCUAAUUACUGAUGUCAAGUAACAUUUCUGUUCUUUCUCUUUUGUCGAGCUAGAAAAACUGUAUAUGUAUGGUGCUUUAGAGCUUACAAUAUUGUGACUGAUGCGAAGACAUUCAAUGUAGAAAUGUAAUUUUUAAGUGUGAUACGACACUUUCACUGAAAUUACUGGAUAAGCCGUGGUAGUGUGUAGUACUAUGUUGAGUUGGAAAUAAAUGUAUAUAUUGUGUCUAUCUAUCUAUCUAUCUAUGUUUAUAUUUGUGUAUACGUGUGUAUAUAUGUACUGUAUGUAUGUAUAUAUAUAUAUAAACAUACACAUACACUGUAAAUACACACGUAUGUUUGUAUGUACUGUAUGUAGAUAUGUAUGUAUGUGUAUAUAUGAUUAUAAUGAUUAAUGAUUAAUACACUAUAAUCCUUGCAACAACAAAAAAGUGUCAGUGAGUGACCAGCAAUUAUGAUACUUCACCUUAUAAGUCAUUAUAAAAUGCUUUUUAAUGUGUUACUAUUAUUGUAAUAAAAUAUUAUGAAUAUUUAUUAGUGCUUAUUAGAAUGCUAUAAGCUGAUUAGUAUGCAUUAUACGUAUGUUUAUAAGGUAUAGACAUGGCUGUUAUAGAAAGUGUUUUCAAUUAUUAUGUAGCACCAAGAGUUUAAAUAUGUCCGUGUGCCCUUUGGAGAUUGAUAAGAAUGUGACUGCCCCCUGAUGUUUGUGUGAAUAUUUGAGAUGCAGAUCAGAAUGGUUUAGGUUGGAUAACCAUAUUUUCUAUGGCUCCCGAGAGUCUUUAUUGGCUCCCUCAGGUCUUGCUGAAUCUUCAUUAACUCUGAGUUACUCACAGGCAUGAAAAAAUCACUAUGGUGUCUACUCUACUACUGCCUUUGUUCAAAGCUAUAAACCAUCAAUAAACUGAA